This is a messenger RNA of Rhinolophus ferrumequinum (greater horseshoe bat), 6174 nucleotides long. It is a transcript of the gene ODAD2, whose product is annotated as outer dynein arm docking complex subunit 2. The transcript is spliced from 20 exons. The coding region runs from base 179 to 3316 and encodes 1045 amino acids. NCBI's taxonomy places the organism in Eukaryota, Metazoa, Chordata, Mammalia, Chiroptera, Rhinolophidae. Gene Ontology annotation, molecular function: protein binding. The record is from RefSeq and is a predicted model, not a curated record.
UAGGUCCAGAAAAACAAUUUAAAGAGAUUCAAAGAUGUUACAAUUACAUUUCUAUAAAAAUUUAUGAUGAUGAAAAGAAGAACUUCUUCCAUUUCUUAGCUCCUUUUAAAGUGUCUUCCAGAUAGUUGCUAUAUGUGUGUGUGCUGAGCUCAGACCUGACAGAGCCUUCUCGGAUCCCAUGGGUGUAGCGCUGACAAAAUCAGCGCAGUGGACUACUGCUGCUGGAUUUGGAACUGGAACCCUAGAAAUUACCCCUCUAAAUGAAGGGAUUUUAAAAGAAAUUAUUAUGUUUGUGGAGAGUUUUAUCUAUAAACAUCCCCAAGAGGCAAAAUAUGUUUUUGUAGAACCACUUGAAUGGAAGACAAAUUUGGACCCCUCAGCAUUUGAAUCAGGUUAUGUUGUCAGCGCAACAACAGUCAAAUCAGAAGAAGUUGAUAAAAAUGGACAGCCUUUGCUAUUUCUCUCUGUACCACAAAUUAAAAUUAGGAGCUUUGGGCAGCUGUCAUGUUUGUUAUUUAUUGCCAAAGAUACAAAGCUGAAGGAAGCGCAAGCAUGUAUUGAAGCUAACAGAAAUCCUGUAGCAAAAAUCCUGGGCAUGGAUUACAAUACAAUGAAAGAAGACCCAUCAAUAUUAAAUAUUCUUGAUAAAAUUACCAAAGAAGAUGAUCCUGAAAGUGAGGUUAAGAUGAAGAUGGCCAUGCUGCUUGAGGAACUGGACCUGCACCUCCUCAACUAUUCUCUAAAACAUGCUUCGUUAGAAAUACAUUUAAAUCCAGUGACUAUUAAGAAGGAUAUAGAACUACUCAAACAUUUCUCAGGACAGGGAGAACAAACAGUCUUGGAAUCUAUCGAAUAUACCUCAGAUUAUGAAUUUUCAAAUGGGUGUCGAGCCCCACCUUGGAGACAACUUCAUGGGGAAAUUUGUUAUGUGCUGGUGAAACCACACGAUGUUGAAACUUUGUGCAUUACUUGUUGUGCAGAAGGAGUAUUUUUAAAUGGUGGCAAAACAGAUGAUGAGGGAGAAAUUAAUUAUGAGAGAAAAGGUGCAAUUUAUAAAGACCUUGUCACAUUUUUAAAACACAAAUCAGCAAAAUUUUCAGAAAAUAUGUCUAAACAGACUAGAUUGACUGAAGAACAGCAGAAGGUAAAGGAUCAGCCUAAGAAGGCACCAAAGAAGAAAGAAGCAGAUGCCUUACAUAAAUCUAUUACUAGUUCAAACAAGAGUAAGCUGGAGAAUAACCAAAUUAAUUUUGGGAAGAAUCAAAUGACCAAGAGAUUAGAGCCAAGUGUAAAUUGGAAGACUGAUGUUGAUUUCAAAGUCCGCAGAAUUUCCGUAAGAGACACCCAAGAAAAAAAACAUGGAGGAAGACCUGAAAAGUCAACACCACCUGUUUCACCUGGAAGAGCACAAUUAGUUCAUAAGAAUGCUGACAAGACUGAGGAAAUUCCUAGUGAAAGCUCCUCAGAGAGUGAAGAAGAUGAAGAACCACCUGAUCAUCGUCAGGAAGCAAAUGCAGAUUUGCCGUCAGAAUAUUGGCAAAUUCAGAAGUUAGUGAAAUAUUUAAAGGGAGGAAAUCAGACAGCUACGGUGAUUGCACUGUGUUCAAUGAGGGAUUUCAACUUAGCUCAAGAGACCUGCCAAUUGGCAAUCAGGGAUGUUGGAGGCCUUGAAGUUUUAAUCAAUUUACUUGAUACAGAUGAAGUCAAGUGUAAGAUUGGUUCAUUAAAAAUCCUGAAGGAAAUCAGUUAUAAUCCUCAAAUCAGACGUAAUAUUGUUGACCUUGGGGGCUUACCAGUUAUGGUUAAUAUACUUGAUUCUCCACAUAAGAUUCUGAAAUGUUUGGCAGCUGAGACAAUUGCAAAUGUUGCCAAGUUUAGAAGAGCCCGACGGGUGGUGAGACACCACGGGGGCAUCACCAAACUGGUUGCUUUACUUGACUGUGCACAGAAUUCUACAGAACCGGCUCAAGCAAGUUUGUACGAUGAAAGAGACGUGGAAGUGGCUCGCUGUGGGGCACUUGCGCUAUGGAGCUGCAGUAAGAGUUAUGCGAAUAAAGAAGCCAUCCGUAAGGCUGGGGGCAUUCCUUUGUUGGCUCAGUUACUGAAGACAUCUCAUGAAAACAUGCUGAUUCCCGUGGUUGGGACAUUGCAAGAAUGUGCAUCAGAGGAAAGCUACCGAGCUGCAAUCAAAGCGGAAAGGAUAAUUGAAAAUCUAGUAAAGAAUCUAAAUAGUGAGAAUGAGCAACUGCAGGAACACUGUGCCAUGGCCAUCUACCAGUGUGCUGAAGAUGAGGAAACCCGUGACCUCGUUAGGCUGCAUGGAGGACUUAAACCCCUGGCCAGUCUGCUCAAUAAAACUGACAAUAAAGAACGUUUGGCCGCUGUCACUGGAGCAAUAUGGAAAUGUUCCAUCAGCAAAGAGAAUGUGACUAAGUUUCGGGAAUACAGAGCCAUUGAAACUUUGGUGGGACUUUUAACUGACCAGCCCGAGGAAGUCCUGGUGAAUGUGGUUGGUGCACUGGGAGAAUGUUGUCAAGAAUAUGAAAACCGAGUCCUUGUCCGGAAAUGUGGUGGCAUUCAACCACUUGUGAACCUCCUCGUUGGAAUAAACCAAGCUCUUCUUGUCAAUGUCACGAAAGCAGUUGGUGCUUGUGCAGUAGAACCUGAAAGUAUGGUGAUAAUUGAUCGCUUAGAUGGAGUUCGUUUGCUGUGGUCUCUGCUGAAAAAUCCUCACCCAGACGUGAAGGCCAGUGCAGCUUGGGCCCUCUGUCCCUGUAUCCAAAACGCUAAGGAUGCUGGAGAAAUGGUUCGUUCCUUUGUUGGUGGUUUGGAACUUGUUGUCAAUUUACUGAAAUCAGAUAAUAAAGAAGUUUUGGCAAGUGUAUGUGCGGUUAUUACCAACAUAGCAAAAGAUCAAGAAAACUUAGCUGUUAUUACAGAUCACGGAGUUGUCCCUUUAUUGUCCAAACUAGCAAAUACAAAUAACGAUAAACUGAGACAACAUCUAGCAGAAGCUAUUUCACGUUGCUGUAUGUGGGGCAGAAAUAAAGUAGCCUUUGGUGAGCACAAAGCAGUGGCUCCAUUAGUGCGUUACCUGAAAUCGAAUGACACCAAUGUGCAUCGAGCGACAGCGCAAGCUUUGUACCAACUCUCAGAAGAUGCCAAUAACUGCAUCACCAUGCACGAGAAUGGCGCCGUCAAGCUUCUACUGGAUAUGGUUGGGUCCCCUGAUCAGGAUCUCCAGGAAGCUGCAGCUGGUUGUAUAUCCAACAUCCGCAGGCUGGCUCUUGCUACAGAAAAGGCACGAUACCCUUGAAAUUUGAACAGACAUUACAAGCUACCAAAUUUUACAUGACACAGAACAUGUCACUCCCAUAGCUGGGAAACCAAAAUUAAGAAACUGUUACUAGCAAAUCCUCUACAGACAAAUGUCUGAAUGAAAACACACAAAUGAAAAAUGCGAAGGAUGCUGUUCAUCCAAAAAUUGCAUGGAUAUUUUUGUUCUAUUUAAUGUUUUAGGGAUAUGCCACAUAGUGAAAUGCAAAGCCGAUAAAUCUGUAAUAAUUUUCCAGGAAUUUGAGAAUAUAUGUAUACGGUACAUAUGUAUAUUUCAGUGAUGCUUUUAUAUAUGUGAUGGUUUUAAUAAAAGAUAGGGACUUCCCAGUGUGCAGUUUUAUAUUGAAUGAAUGUCUUUAGAAUUCCCUUUCUGUUAAACCUAUCUAACGGUCCUGUCAUUAUGGUUUUGUCUGUUUGAUCACUUGCAACCCACGGGAGAGUUCUGAGGAGAUGUGCUGAUUUCACAAACUGUUAGAAUUUAGAGUUAAGCAGCUGGACUUGAGAGAUCAUCCCAAGGUCAUUCCAACUUUCUCCUAAAUACUAUCAAACAUCUGAGAAGAUAAUGCAUAACUGUCACUGAACCAGAUCAUGCAGAUCACAAAAACAUAAGCAAUGUGCAAGUUUUUUUACUUUUGGACUUACAAAGCAUAAACAAUGAUAUGUUUUAUUUCCCUCACAGGAUUCACCAACACUUUUAUUGACAGAAUGAACUUAUGCUGAUGUCAGGAUAAUAUUACUUCACAUAAAAUUGCUUUGAAUUUCUGAACUUGUUUUCAGCACACAAAGUACUUUUUAAAAAGUGGCUACAAAGGAUUAAUAGCAUUUUAUCAGGUUAUAGAAACAUUAGAAGCCACUUAAAAGAAUCACAUAUGUAACCUCGGUGUGCUGAAAUGUUUGGGAACUAACUGUCCAAGCAUCUAAUACUAGCCUGGAAAAUAGCUUUGUAUGCAUCAGCUCCGUAAACCCACCAUCUCGGUUAAUGCUUUAAAGAGCAGGCAAGGAGAUUUUUAUGGAAAAAUAUUAAGUACUGUGUAUGUUUGUCAUAAUUUGGAGAAGAUCAUAAACUUAAUUGAAUUAAGUGUAAAUAAUUUGUGUGAAAUGAAAAGCUUGUACAGGAUGAAAUUACCAGUGAUAGAUUCUGUAAUAAAAAGAUAAGGCAUUUCUGAGAAUUUUAAGGUUUUGUAAAACACCAAUUCAUCUUCAUUGCUUUUCAAAGGAGGUUAUAAAAGAGAAUAAUAGGGACAAGGAAAUGAUAUUAAUGUUAAGAAUUGAAUUUAAAUAAUAGUGUAACUCCUGUAAUUUUCAACAGUAGAUAUUUCUAAUAUUAAAGUAACAUUAAAAAUGCAUCUAGAAACCAUGGAUUCUGACAGCUAUAGAAAAUGAAUAAGUAUAUUAUUGUUAUAUUAUUAUUAAAGGAAGCUUUCACCAUUGUCUUAAGAUUUUAAAAUAUUCUUGGAAUUAGUGGAUCCAGGGAGUGAAGGGACACAACUAGCAAAAACCAGCAGUGGUACAAAAGAACUGGAUGAAUGGUGGGGAAAGAAGAUUGUUCCUUUAUGAAGUGCUUGAUAAAAGAAAGCUUGGGGUUUCCAUUUGUAUGACUAAUAAAUGCAUAAAAUAAAAGCAACAGUGCCAAUUGAAAAAAAAAAAAAACAUAAGCCUUUGGAAACAAGUAAGGGGAAUUAACAUGAAAAUUGUUUUGCGUAUUUCUUAAGAAAAAUUCUUUUUAAUUUUUAAAUGUUAGAAAUGUAGUACCUUUAGAGUAAACAAAUGAGAAGCUGAAUUUACCGGUCAAUUUUUUGCUUUUUUUUUUGUAAAAUGACGUAACAGAAAACUCUGAUCUCACUAGAAACAUGUCAAAGGCAGUGAAAGCACCAUAGCUAUCAGAGAACAAAGGUAUGGCUGAUCACACCAUUUCUUUGCUACUGCAUGCUGUGAAAGCAUUCACUUUUUUUCAUUAGUUUUUGCGUAAGAUUUUUGUGUGUGUUAUAUUGAUUUUCUGCUAUUCAAAGCUAGCAACAUUAAUCCUUUAUCAGUUUUCAAUGACAGGGUUCAUUUUAAGGUUUUAUUCUUCACCAGGACAUCCUGGGAAUCCAAUAUACUCUCUAUGAUAGCUGGCUGUUUCAGUUUGAAAGGAGUUUAAAGUGGGAGGAAUUUUAAAUGUAUAUUCUUUGAUCUUCCAUUCUCUUUAGUUUACAAGGUUUCCUUUUAGAAAUCCUUGCCAGGAUCAUUCUGCCAUUCCUAGUCAAUAUUUUUUUGCUACUCUCAGGCUGACUUGAGCUAAAAAUGACUUGUUUCUUUUUUAAAAAGUUUGCUAGGUUCUGAAAGUGAAUGGAAAGUUAGAUUUCUUAAGGGAUAGCAUUGCAAAUCCUGUUAUUUUGAUAGAUUUUGGUGUUACCACUCUGCAUCUCUAAGGCAUUUGCAUGGAUUUGAGACACGAUGAUCAAAAAUAUUUGGAAAAUUUAUUUUCACUUAGGAAAAUAAGAAUCUCAGUUGUUGACAAACAGAUAACCAAGAGCCCUGAGUAAAUACUUUCUUUUCCUUUGCCUAAUGGGAUUAGGUUAAAAAGAUAAUUUUGCAGUGGAAAUAAUUAAAGAUGUUUAAUAUCUUUCAAUGGAAGACAUGGAAUUCAGUGAAAACAAUAAGGAAACCCACUUAUUUAAGAGCCUCACUUCCUCAAAUGCAUUAAAUGCACCCCAAACCCUAUGUUCAUCUUGUACAUGUAGAAAGAGAAAUUGCUUUCUUCAAUGCAAAUGGAGUAGAAAGGGAACCACACUUUAUAUAAUGCUACUAAAUGCAGGUAUUACACGAGGUGUGAUCAAACAAUAUGGUGAAUGUUUA